Molecule: messenger RNA, 4425 nt
Organism: Tupaia belangeri chinensis (Chinese tree shrew)
Lineage: Eukaryota; Metazoa; Chordata; Mammalia; Scandentia; Tupaiidae
Gene: PAN3
Product: poly(A) specific ribonuclease subunit PAN3
Biological process (GO): protein phosphorylation; mRNA processing; nuclear-transcribed mRNA poly(A) tail shortening
Cellular component (GO): P-body; PAN complex
Molecular function (GO): ATP binding; metal ion binding; poly(A) binding
Source: RefSeq, a predicted model, not a curated record
UUCCUGGAAUGGAUGGCGGUGCUUUAACUGAUACAAGUCUCACAGAUUCCUAUUUCAGCACCAGCUUUGUUGGAGUCAAUGGAUUUGGAAGCCCCGUAGAAACAAAGUAUCCCUUGAUGCAGAGAAUGACUAAUAGUAGCAGCUCCCCAAGCCUUCUAAAUGACAGUGCCAAGCCAUAUGCAGGCCAUGAUCCUCUAACUUCACCUGCUUCAUCCUUGUUUAAUGACUUUGGUGCCCUCAACAUCUCCCAGAGAAGAAAGCCAAGGAAGUAUCGCCUGGGGAUGCUGGAAGAGAGGCUAGUUCCGAUGGGAUCAAAGGCUCGAAAAGCAAAGAACCCUAUUGGCUGCCUUGCUGACAGGUGUAAAUCAGGAGUACCCAUCAAUAUGGUUUGGUGGAACAGAGUCACAGAAAACAAUUUACAGACACCAAAUCCUACUGCAAGCGAGUUUAUUCCUAAGGGAGGAUCAACCUCCAGGCUGAGUAACGUGUCCCAGUCAAAUAUGUCUGCCUUCUCUCAAGUUUUCUCUCACCCUUCCAUGGGAAGCCCUGCUACUGCUGGAUUAGCACCAGGAAUGUCAUUGUCUGCCGGAUCGUCCCCUCUUCAUUCCCCCAAGAUUACUCCACAUACCUCUCCUGCACCCAGAAGAAGAAGUCACACUCCAAAUCCAGCAAGUUACAUGGUGCCUUCUAGUGCCUCUACACCCGUUAAUAAUCCUGUUUCUCAGACUCCAUCUUCUGGUCAGGUGAUCCAAAAGGAAACUGUCGGUGGAACGACUUACUUCUAUACAGACACAACCCCAGCACCUUUGACUGGAAUGGUAUUCCCAAACUAUCAUAUUUAUCCUCCAACUGCACCUCACGUUGCUUAUAUGCAACCAAAAGCAAAUGCACCUUCUUUCUUCAUGGCUGAUGAACUCCGACAGGAACUGAUCAACAGACACUUAAUAACAAUGGCUCAAAUUGAUCAAGCAGAUAUGCCAGCAGUCCCAUCAGAAGUUGACAGCUACCAUAGCCUAUUCCCUCUAGAACCACUGCCACCCCCUAACCGGAUUCAGAAAUCAAGUAAUUUUGGAUAUAUUACAUCUUGCUACAAAGCUGUCAAUAGUAAAGAUGAUCUGCCAUAUUGCCUUCGGAGAAUACAUGGUUUUCGCCUUGUUAACACAAAGUGCAUGGUGUUGGUUGAUAUGUGGAAAAAAAUUCAGCAUUCAAAUAUUGUAACCUUGCGUGAAGUAUUCACCACCAAAGCAUUCACGGAGCCUUCUCUGGUGUUUGCAUAUGAUUUCCAUGCUGGAGGAGAAACUAUGAUGAGCAGACACUUUAAUGACCCUAAUGCUGAUGCCUAUUUCACCAAGAGAAAGUGGGGUCAACAUGAUGGUCCCUUACCCAGACAGCAUGCUGGAUUACUGCCAGAAUCUCUUAUUUGGGCGUACAUUGUCCAACUAAGUUCUGCAUUGCGUACCAUUCAUACAGCAGGUUUGGCAUGUCGAGUUAUGGACCCAACAAAGAUUCUGAUAACUGGCAAAACGAGGUUGCGGGUAAAUUGUGUUGGAGUUUUUGAUGUUUUAACAUUUGAUAACAGUCAAAAUAAUAAUCCAUUGGCAUUAAUGGCUCAGUACCAGCAAGCAGAUCUGAUAUCAUUAGGAAAAGUUGUGUUGGCUUUGGCUUGCAACUCUUUGGCAGGAAUUCAGCGAGAGAAUUUACAGAAAGCCAUGGAACUGGUGACAAUCAACUAUUCCUCUGACCUGAAGAAUCUGAUUUUGUAUUUGUUGACUGACCAAAACAGGAUGCGAAGUGUAAAUGACAUCAUGCCCAUGAUUGGUGCUCGAUUUUAUACUCAGUUGGAUGCUGCUCAAAUGAGAAAUGAUGUCAUAGAGGAAGAUCUUGCAAAGGAGGUUCAAAAUGGAAGACUGUUUAGGCUUCUAGCAAAAUUGGGAACAAUCAAUGAGAGGCCGGAGUUUCAGAAGGAUCCUACUUGGUCUGAGACUGGAGACCGGUAUCUGCUGAAACUCUUUAGGGAUCAUCUUUUUCAUCAGGUGACAGAAGCCGGUGCUCCCUGGAUUGACCUCAGUCAUAUCAUUUCUUGUCUUAACAAGCUAGAUGCUGGUGUGCCAGAAAAAAUAAGCCUGAUUUCCAGAGAUGAGAAGAGUGUACUUGUGGUGACUUACAGUGACUUAAAGCGCUGCUUUGAAAAUACUUUUCAAGAACUGAUUGCAGCUGCAAAUGGUCAGUUGUAGUAUUUACUUAAAAAAGGAAAAAAAAUGUAAAAAGCACGCAGGACAUGGCCGAGGAGCUUCACCAGUAGCAAAUUGCACUACAGCUGAACUGUUUUCAUCAUCUCAUUUCACAUUUGGGAAACAAACAGGAGAUGAGCAAAGCUGCUUGCACUUCAGUCAGGUACACUGUUACUUGAAAGAAGAAUGUUUCCUUGUCCAAGAGCUAUGGCUGCCAUUGGAGGCGUUAUCUGUGAAGAAUUUAUUUUAGAUUAAGGAGCACCAUCAGGUGAAUGAUGUUCCUGCUUUUGUUUUUUCCACUUGUAUAUGCACUAAUUUUAAUUUUUUAAAGACUUUUUUUCUGAUCUUUGAACUUUUACCACAUUGUAUACUCAUUAAGGGAAACUAUUUGCAAGGACAUCUUUGGGAAACAAUGCUGGGCAGCAUUUUUGCCAUUGAGGGUUACAGAAUUUGCUCUUUUUGGGAUGGGUUGCCCCGAAUAUCAUAAUGGACCAGGUAAAUAAUUUCAUAGAAGUGCAGUAUAGUGCAUAAUUCUUGUAAGAGUAUUGUAAGCAAGCUCUGAGUGCCACCCACUGUUCAAAUUGAGAUUUUUGUUUUGUUUUUAAGAACAUACAAAAAGAAAUAUUAGUGAAUUGUUAGCUAUGAUUUCCCUAUUAGUUGAGUUAAAUUCUUUCUGAAGAAGGAUUGGAUAAACAGUAACCGAAGGAGCACAUGUGACGCUGCUCCAAAUUCAGCCAGUCUUUUUUUUUUUUUUUCUUUUAAGCUGUUUGCCUGCUAGUCAGAUACAUUUACACUUUAUGCAAUUUUUUAUAUAGAUUUAAGAGUUAAGAAAUUGUGUUAAAGGCCUGAAGUUCAGGAGUGUAUUACUUUAAGUUCUUUCCCAUUUUGUUGGGUUUUCGUUUUUGUAUAAAAGUUCUGCUCUUUGAACCACAGCUUUAUUAUGGUCCUUUACACUGGAUACAGACACAGAGACACUGUUCAGAAGAUGAACUAAACACAGCAGUGGUCUGGCAUCAAGAGCUUUCUGUCAUUUUACAGCCUGAAUCUGGAGGGAUAAUGAUCUGCUGUGCCUUUGCAGUCACUGCUUAGCCCAAAGUAAUAGUACUUUUGAUAAUAACUUACUCUGUGGGAUACUCCUGAAUAAGUCCAUCUCAAAAGUUUGGAAUUUUCCUCCUCUUAACUUUCUUAAUAUUUGGACGUGCAGUUGUCGCCAAACUUGGGUAUUCAUGGAAUUUCUAGUUAACGAAAUACCUAUACUUUGAUACUGAAGACUGCCAAAUACAUAGGAAUUUUCUUUCUUUAAAAACAGUAAUGAAGACUGUAUCUCCUUUCCCAGCACUGAAUGUUUUACUAGCACUGGGUGCUCACCAUGCAACUAUGAAGAAAAUGUGGAAACUCAAAAGGUCAGGACAAAUUCCCAAGCACUUGCAACUGAUGUUACUGUCUUCAAUUUUAAUAAUUAUACAUAUUUGUAUAUUUCAGAGAAGUUUUUAAUAUUUCUCUGUCCACUUUUUAUAAGCUUUAAAAUGAUUUUCUCUGCCUUGAGAUUUGCAUCAAGAAAAAGCACCUCUCUUCACCUGAAAGCUUUGAAGACUAGAGACAUGCUUUACACGUUUUAACAAGUGUGUUAGAGUCCACGUUUGGUAGCAUCAGUUGUUGAGUUCAAAAGAAAAUCAAUUAUUGCAUUUGAUCUGGAUGGAUUUUUAAAAGAACAUUAUGUUCAAUAUUAAAAGGAUAAUUAACAUUUGCCACCAUAAUGUUCUUUUUUAUGUAAAAGGACAAGAAUUUUGAGACAUUAACAUGCAAAAGUCUUUUAUCAUUAGCUCAUGUAUUUGAGGAAGAGCAGCUGUCUUUUUAUAUGUUUUUUGACAAAUCAUAUUGUAAUUCUUUUGUAUAAAAAAGAACUACUUGUAUUCUAGAAGAAAUAUGAAAUGCUUAAUUUAUAAGCGGGCUGGAGACUUUUUCCAAUAUUGUUUUCUUUGAAAAUGAAAGGGGAUCAUCUAUUUUAGUUUUGGGGUCUGGGAACUUUUUGAAAAUUUAAUUUGUGGACCAAUGUUUUGUGAAAGCUAAGGAAGGGCAGGGGUAAAAUAGGGCUUGAAUUUCUCCUUCUGUAUAGACCAGCAAACUUCCCUCUGCAAGGCAAGUUUACAUCACAAACCCAGGAAUGUUUGCUCAUAAAUGCUAGUUUGCUUCA